GUGAUCCAGAACCCUGCAGAAUUAAACAGGAAGAGACUGAAGAACUAAUAGAUGUGAUGGUGAAGGAGGAGAGUGAAGAACUGAGUGAAGAUGAGGGGAAACGUCAUGUCAAGAGGGAAGAAGAAACUCAAUCAGAGACUGGCGAUAGUUUUUUAAUGGAAAGAACAGCUGUGAAAGGUUUCACCUGCACUCAGUGUGGAAAGAGUUUCAGCCAUGAAUACAAUCUCAAGCAUCACAUGCUGAUCCACACUGUAGAGAAACCUUACAAGUGUUCAUAUUGCAACAAGAGCUUCAGCCGUUCAAGAAACCUGAAUAAACAUGAGAGGAUCCACACUGGAGAGAAAACACACAGAUGUGAUCAGUGCAGGAAAACGUUUUUUCAUUCUUCAGCUCUGGAGAGCCAUCUUAGAGUUCAUACAAAAGAGAAGCCUUAUUCCUGUGCUGAGUGUGGAAAGAGUUUUACACUACAGUCAUAUUUAAGAAAACAUGUUAAGGUCCACACUGGCGUGAAAGAGUUUGUCUGCUUUGAGUGUAAGAAAAGAUUUAUUAGAGCUCAAGAACUGAAGCUGCACCUCAGGAUUCACACCGGAGAGAAACCGUACAAGUGUUCACACUGCGAGAAGAGAUUCGGACGGUUAGCCACAAUGAAAACACACGAGAGGAUUCACACUGGAGAGAGACCGUUCACAUGUACUCGGUGUGGGAAGAGUUUCAGGCAAUCAUCAUCCUUUAAUAAACACAUGCUGAUCCACACUGGAGAGAAAACACACAAGUGUGAUCAGUGCGGGAAAAUAUUUUCGAGGCUUUCAAUUCUGAAGGUCCAUCUUAGAGUUCAUACAAAGGAGAAGCCUUAUUCAUGGUCUGAGUGUGGAAAGAGCUUUACUCCGCAAUCACAUUUCAAAGACCAUCAGAAGAUCCACACUGGUGUGAGAGAGUUUGAGUGCUCUGCAUGCAAGGAGAGUUUUUUUACAUUAGGAGACUUAAAAAGGCACCAGAAGAUCCACACUGGAGAGAAACCGUUUGUGUGUUCACACUGCAACAAGAGAUUUACUACUUUAGGAAAUCUGAAAGUACAUGAGAGACUUCACACUGGAGAGAAACCGUUCACAUGUACUCAAUGUUGGAGGAAUUUCUCACAAUUAUCAAACCUUAAAAGUCACAUGCUGGUCCACACUGGAGAGAAAACACACAAAUGUGAUCAGUGCGGUAAAACAUUUUUAAGGCCUUCAGAUCUGAAGAGACAUCUUCGACUUCAUUCAAAGGAGAAGCCUUAUUCAUGUUCUGAGUGUGGAAAUAGUUUUACUCAGCAAUCCCAUUUGGAAGCACAUCAGAAGAUCCACACUAGAGAGGAACCGUACACGCACUCAGUGUUGGAAGAGUUUUGCACGAUCAUCAUCCCUUGAUAAACACAUGAUCGGUGCGGCAGGACAUUUUUUAAGUUUUGCAGUCUUAAGAAACUUCUUGAUCUUCAUACUGAGGAGAAGCUUUAGUCCUGCAUUUAGAUCUGAGUGCUGCAUUCGAUACUGUAUGUCACAGUAUAUUAUUGGACAGACUUCACUAGUGGAUCUGUUGAUCUGGAACUGUCAAACUGGUUAACAUCAUAUCUUUCCAAACGCUCUCAGUUUGUCUUUCUGUGUGCCAUUGCGUCAGUGUGUCCCACAGGGAUCAGUUCUGGGUCCACUCUUAUUUAGUAUUUAUAUGCUCCCUUAUGGGGUGGCUCAGUGGUUAGCACUGUCACCUCAAUGCAAGAAGGUCGCUUAGGCGACUCCCAACUGGGCCAGUUGGCAUUUCUGUGUGGAGUUUGCAUGUUCUCUCGUGUUGGUGUGGGUUUCCUCCAGGUGCUCUGGUUUCCCCCACAGUCCAAACACAUGAGCUAUAGGAGAAUUGGGUUAACUAAAUUGGCCGUAGUGUAUGAGUGACUAACCAGUAAUAUUCACAGUUUGGCCUGUGUAUUGGUCUGUGUAUUUGUCCCGCCCCUUCACCAUCUUAUGCCUAGUUCACACUAGAGGAUUUUAAGCCUGAUUUGAGCCCGAUUUGGAAGUUAAUAAGCUCGCUGACAGAUCGGGCUGUGAUCGGGAAG
This is a messenger RNA of Danio rerio (zebrafish), 2080 nucleotides long. NCBI's taxonomy places the organism in Eukaryota, Metazoa, Chordata, Actinopteri, Cypriniformes, Danionidae. The record is from RefSeq and is a predicted model, not a curated record.